CCGAAUACGCCAAGCCAUGAACAGCAAAAUCGUCAAACCACGACAUCUCCUCUUCCUGUUCCUCGUCAUACUCCCCCUCUCUAUACUCUGGAAACAACCAUCCAUCUUGACCGAUAUCACCACAUCUGUCCGCUCAAAAGCCCGGAGGCACUCAUCACCAUCAGACCUUGGCAGGCCACUAUACGAAGAAACAAACGGCUGCCCCCCUCCGACCACCCGCUAUACCCCCGGUCAGAACGAUGUCUUCUGCUACCCCUCCAGCGGCGGCAUAUGGAGUGUAAAUCUGAAGCCAAUUGGCCUGAAAUAUCUCAACAUCGACCGUUUCCAUCCCUCCACCCGCUCCUAUAACCAGACAGAGGAAGAUCAAUUUUGCAACAAGCUCCGUGUAUUCGGGGGUAAAUGGACAAGUAGCGCCAUGAUUGCCAUGCACAGAUCCAGCUAUUGCGAUCCGUAUGAGUUGCAAUACGCGAUGAGGAUGAAUUCUCUGGACAUUCACCGGGAAGUUGGGCUCCCUGAGUAUGGGGGUGUGUGGGUGCUGCAUGGGGAGCGGUACCGUGAAUGGUGGGGAUAUGAUGGUUCCGAUAAGGGACUAGAUAAUGUGUUGACAAUGGAAGAGCAAUGCCUGGUGUUGGAGAGGAUGGGGGCCGAUUAUUGCAGAUAUAUUCAUAGUUGUCCCCCAUUGAGGGAUUUGUUGUACGAGCCCCGGGAUAGGGCAAAGGAGGUUCUCGAGGAGGAUAAAGACCAGAAGCCGGUUAUCUGGUUCGGCUAGAGGGUAUUUACAGUAUAAACUGUAUCCUGGGUUGAGAAGGGUUCUCGGAUAUCUACUCGGAAUAUGCUGUUCUGGAUAUGAAUGAGCAAGAUAUGCUGUAUAAUCAAGGCAGGGUUGUAUGAACCAUGGAUUAAAGCAACGUGUUACUCCACAGUGGUGGAUGCACUGCCACGCAGAGAUAUCUGGCAACAACGCAGUUUGCAGUAGAUUCAUAGACCAUCAUUACUACUCUAGACAGAUCAGAGAGUUAUGUAUGGCAUAUAAUGUUCCAAACACG
Aspergillus wentii DTO 134E9 is the source of this 1046-nucleotide messenger RNA. RefSeq lists its product as uncharacterized. The coding region runs from base 17 to 769 and encodes 250 amino acids. NCBI's taxonomy places the organism in Eukaryota, Fungi, Ascomycota, Eurotiomycetes, Eurotiales, Aspergillaceae. The record is from RefSeq and is a predicted model, not a curated record. The transcript has a single exon.